GUUCUAAGUGGGCUUCCAUACCAGGCAUGGGCGUGAACUAGACUGAACACGACAUCCGCACACCUUAGGAAAAACUGUUCGUCAUUAUGCUAAAAUGUGUUUUAAAUUGACCUAGAAAUACAUUUUACUUUAUCGCCAAUAAGCUUAUUAGUAUGUUAUUCCACGCGUAACACCGAUUGUCGCGUAUCUGUUUACAUUAAAAAAACGAAAAACCACAUGCUAAUUGAAACUAGCUAGUUGUUACAAAAAAUACCUCUGUAACAGACGGAUUGAUAAAAAUGGCUUUACCUGAUAACGACGGAGGUAUGACGGGAGGAGAAGGGGGAGACUCGGAUAUUCUGGCUAAAACCUGUUUAUUGGGAGGCUUCAGUGACAGCGAUGAGACCAAAACAAUCAUCUCCAGCCUUCCAGAAAUUCACGGGGAUGUGACAGCUACUGAAGUUACAAUGCAGAAGAUUUUGGUUAUAAUGAACAGAUAUCAAGAGCAACCACAUCUGCUUGACCCACAUCUUGAUUGGAUGGUGAAUAUGUUGCUGGAAUUUAUAAGAAGUGAAACAUCCCCACCGUCGUUAGUCCAUCUAAGCUUCAAGUUUCUCUAUAUAAUCUGCAAGGUGCGUGGCUAUAAAGUCUUCAUGCAGCUGUUUCCUCACGAGGUUGCUGAUGUUCAACCUGUUCUGGACCUACUAUUAAGACAAGAUCCCAAAGACAACGAGACCUGGGAAACCCGCUACAUGCUUUUAUUGUGGCUGUCAAUGACCUGCCUAAUACCCUUUGACCUCUAUCGGCUGGAUGGUCAUUUAGAGUCUGAUGGAGGACAUGCGAGAGAGUCAACUAUGGAUCGUAUUUUAGGCAUAGCAAAAUCUUAUCUGGUUGUAAGUGACACUCCUAGGGAUGCUGCAUCAGUACUGGUAUCAAAGUUCAUGACGCGCCCAGAUGUGAAGCAGAAGCGCCUAGGAGACUUUUUAGACUGGAGCCUUACCAUUCUUUCCCAGACCAAUGAUCAGUCUAUGACUGAUAUUAUGGUUCUGGAUGGAAUUCUGCAAUCUCUGGCCAAACUCUUGAAGCAUGGAAAACGAGAUGAUCUCCUUCAGUAUGCUCCUACAGUACUUCAGUCUCUUAAGCAGAAACACUUGUCUGACAGUAACCAAGCCAUGCUGCGGAAACUAGGAGUAAAACUAACCCAGAGGCUUGGCCUCACUUUUCUCAAGCCACGUUUGGCUUCUUGGAGAUAUCAAAGAGGAAGUCGUUCACUUGCUGCUAACCUAUCCAUGCCCCAGUCAUAUCCUGUUAGUCCUAAUUUAGAGCCACAAGAAUUGGAUGAGGACUAUGAUAUUCCAGAGGAGGUGGAGACUGUGAUUGACCAUCUUCUUGUAGGACUGAAAGAUAAGGAAACCAUUGUGCGGUGGUCUGCAGCUAAGGGUAUUGGGCGUGUGACUGGAAGACUUCCCAAAGAACUGGCAGAUGAGGUGGUUGGAUCAGUGUUAGACUGCUUCAGCUUUCAGGAAACUGAUAAUGCUUGGCAUGGAGGCUGUUUAGCCCUGGCAGAACUGGGCAGGAGAGGGCUUCUGCUCCCUUCUAGACUGAAAGAUGUUGUGCCACUGAUCAUCAAGUCUCUGACCUAUGAGGAGAAGCGGGGAGCCUGCAGUGUGGGCUCCAAUGUGCGGGAUGCUGCCUGUUAUGUUUGCUGGUCUUUCGCCAGGGCCUAUGAACCUAAGGAGCUCACGCCUUUUGUUAUACAGAUCGCAAGUGCUCUGGUUAUCACAGCUGUGUUUGAUCGAGAUGUGAACUGUCGCCGAGCUGCGUCUGCUGCCUUCCAGGAGAAUGUUGGCAGGCAGGGGACAUUCCCUCAUGGCAUUGACAUAUUGACGGCAGCAGAUUACUACUCUGUUGGUAACCUCAGCAACUGCUAUCUGAACAUAAGUGUUUAUGUAGCCAACUUCCCCGAGUACACGAAAGCACUAAUUGACCAUUUGAUAGAAAUGAAGAUUAAUCACUGGGAUAGUGUUGUAAGAGAAUUUUCCACUAAAGCACUCCACAACCUGACACCACAAGCCCCUGAAUAUAUGGGAACUACAGUACUUCCGCAGCUCUUACCGGUGGCAGUGGGCAUCGACCUUCAUAGUCGCCAUGGAGCCAUUUUGGCUUGUGCGGAAAUCACACAUGCUUUAUAUAAGCUGGGCCUGCAAAACAAUAGAUCGGUGGUUGACAUAAUUUCUUCUGAGUGUGUAGAAGGAUUGAAAAAUAUUCAUCAGAUGAUACAUGACAGAAAGCAGUACAGGGGUUACGGCGGAGAGUUGAUGAGACCUGCAGUGUGCUGUCUCAUUGAAAAGCUUUCCCUUUCCAAAUUGCCUGUUAAGGAUGACCCAGUCAUUGGUGGCUGGCAGUGGUUAAUUGAUGACACCAUAAAAAAUCUUCACCUCGUGUCCAGUGGAGCUCUAGAUAACAUUAUGGCUUCUGUUGUCACUGCAUUAUCUGCGCUAUGUGAGGAGUACUACCAGAUCGAACCAGGCCAAGAUAAUUCUGAAGUGCAAAAUGUUUUGAUAUCUCAGUACAUCAACGGUCUCCAGAGUCCACAGAUGUUGACACGCUGUGGAUCUGCCCUGGCUCUUGGUGCUUUGCCUACAUUUUUGAUCCAUAGCAAAAUGAAGCAGAUCCUUGAAGGCCUACGACAGAUGUCGGUAAAGAGCCAAGAAGAAGGCAACUUUACAGAAGCAAGGAGAGAUGCAAUCAAGGCGAUUUCUCAGGUGUGUGUGAAAGCUGGAGUCUGUGCUGAUGGAUGCCCAGAUUCAGUUCUAUGCUCAGAAAACCUUCCAGAGGUGUAUGAAGUGUUGCUUAAUAGUAUGAGCGACUACACCACUGAUAGUCGAGGGGACGUGGGGGCCUGGGUGAGAGAGGCGGCAAUGACAAGUUUGAUGGAUGUGACUCUGCUAGUGUCUGGCACUGCUCCAGAAAUCCUUUCACCGGACUUGGUCAGGCGUAUGAUGUGCUGCUUGGCACAACAGGCUGCAGAGAAGAUUGACCGCUACAGAGACCACGCUGGCAACAUCUUCCUUCAGCUACUCCACAGCAAUGACCCUGUAAUACCACACAUUCCCCACCAGGAGGAGCUGUUGGCCAUUUUUCCUUUAGCGACCAAAACCACUCUGAACUGGAAAGCCCCGUCCCAGGCCUUCCAGUACAUCACCCGCCUGUUGGGCCUGAGUCACUAUCAGUACCACACCCUGCUGGGCCUCACUGUGUCCGUGGGCGGGAUCACAGAGUCCACAGUGCAGUACUCUUCCCAUUGUUUAUUAGAGUAUCUAAAAGGCAUCCAAAAUGACUGCACUGCUCUCACUCAAUUUGGAGAGUCCCUUUUAAGCAUUUUUAGAGACAAUCUUCGUAAUGACAGAGUAUCAAUUCCAUUCCUUAAGAUGCUUAACCUGAUGCUUGCAAACAACUGCUUUGAAAUAUUCACCACAGAAGAGAAUCACCCGUUCUGUGUGGAGCUUUUGACCCUUUGCAAAGAAAUCAAAAAAUCUAAAGUUAUUCCCAAAUUGCGUGCAUGCAUCACAGUGUUUUGUGGCUUGAUCCAGUUCCAAGGUGAUGUAAGAAACAAAGUUCUUACUCAGUUGCUGAUGUUACUCUGUCAUUCUUUUCCUGUGAUCAGAAAGACCACAGCCAGCCAAAUGUACGAGAUGCUGCUGACCUACGAUGAUGUCAUUGAGCCCGAAAUACUGGAUGAUGUCAUGACCUCGUUAAGUGACACAAACUGGGAGAGCGACCUCGCAACUGUACGAACCCACAGAAAUCAGAUUUGUGAUUGGUUGGGACUUCCACAGCCACAAGUGAUAGCUAAGGUGAGCUGUUUAUCCACUGCAUGUUCCUAGAAGAACAACAGAGAUGGGUGAAACUGAAACUAGUGUGUGUAAACUCCAGGGAAAUGGCCUCUAUUGGACCGCUCUGGCAGCAGAUGCAGAUUGUUACUGGCCUGGCCUCCCCCUGGGUCACAGGCAGACCUACUUUCUCCGCUCCACUGGAGGUGCCACAGUCUGGAGCAGUCCCAGCCCCGAUAGCACUGCCCCUAUGGUCACCUAUGGAGCAACGGUUUGGUCUUUCAUCAAUAGACCAUGCGUUUCAUUAGCAGCUCAUAGCAGCAACAUGUGAGAUAGUUUAAUGCUCUACUUUAACAAAAUUAUUGUAGUUUUACAUACACAAAAAAUAGGUGAAUAGCAUUUUAAUACAUUUUUGGGGGGCUUACAGAACUAAAAUAGUUCUGUGUACCUAUAUGAAUGUAUUGCUAAAUAAGAAGAUCCCUGUUUUAGUCCUUGAUUUGAGCACUGUAACCUCACAGUUGGUUUCUCUCACUAUAACUGCUAUAAUUUUGUACAGUGACAAAUCCUGUUUUAUUCAAAUCCUUAUUUUUACAAUAGGUAAGAAUCUGUUUCAUACAGUAGUGAUCAUCUAGUGCCAUUAUCUAUGUUUAAAAGUUUAAGCUAAUUACCUUGCUCUAUGGGAUUUAAAAUCUUAUGGGGAAAAGCCCCAAUGAAAUCUGGAAUUUUGUAGCAUGAAAUUCAUAACGAGAGCAUGUGGAUACAAUUACUUUUCAUGAAAUUCAUCAUUAACAGAUCUAUCAAUGCUCAUAUUGUUCCUAGUGAAUUUUAAUAACCUUUGAGUAAUAUCGCUGUCUUAGCUUAGGCAGGCUGUUGUAUAUUUGUUAUUUGGUCCCCUUUUGCCCUUUGUUGCUUCCCAUGGGAGCUGCUGAAUUCCUGGGUUUUUCAGUAUUGCUAUUGUCCAUAAUUCGACUUUAAUUAAUUCCAGGCUGGUUGGAAAUUCCUAAUGAAAACUAGUGUCUUUCUAUGAAUGCAGGUGAAUUGACAGCAGAGCUUUGCUACAGUGCUCAAGGUAGACAGGAAUGCUAAUAAUUCGAAAAGGCUUACAGUCGGUCUGCAGUAACCAUAGUGAUUCUUCAAAUACAAUGGUGCCCUUUUAAAGUAGAGGGAGAAGGGAGGGGCUUAAGAUCAGUGAUUCAUUUUGGUGUGAUAUUCAGAAAGACUCUGGACUUUGCUCUGUUGACUGUUUGGAUAUUUGUGUUCUUAAUUUAGGUGGGCACUGAGGGUUUUUAGAUAGUAUAGUAUUGUUCAUUUGAACCAUUAUUAUUAUAUUAUAUAUCAUUACAAAUUAAUUGAAAAAGAAACAUAAAUGUGAACACGACUUAGCUUUUCCACCAUUAACCAUUAUGCACUCCACCCUAUUCAGUAUGUACUUUUAGGCAUUCAUUUAGAGCAGGUAUCUAACCUAUGACCCGAGGACCAAAUGCAACUCUCUGAUAAUUUUUUCCUCCCCUCUCAGGCUUUCUUGGUAAACUGCUCCAAAUUAUCAUAAGCAGUACUUUUACUUCAAGUUUAGAAAACCUCCUCUAUAAUAAUCACAGAGAGAAACGUGUGCGACAGACCAUCUAUUUAGGUUCCAAGUUUGAGUAAACAUGUGGUGACUUGGUCAAAUGUCUGCUAAUUGCACCAAUUUGAAUGAUUUUUAAUGCUAUGUGUAUGUUUGGAAAUGUGACAUCACUUAUUUCGAGGCUUGUAAAUCUCAGUAUGUUAAGAGGUGAAAGGUGUUAUAGGAUGGAUAGGGGAGCAGUGGUUUUAGCAUUUACUGGAGAGCGGCAUUCAACUCAGCCAACAAAUAAAAACUAAAUGUAAAUGGAAUUUAUGUGGAAUAUACGUUCAUACAAAGUCUACAAAAUGUCUGACGUGUAAAAGAUCAUGCACCCCUGAAUGGACCUAUAAUCUGAUGGUUUAUAUGAUCAAUCAUAGGGCUUUAUUCAAUCACUGCAGAACAAAAUCCAUAACUCUCAUUGCUUAUGAUUCUGAUUACUGGACAAUCUUGUUUACAUCAUGUGUCAUGUCUGGUCUCUGACAUGGGACAGUUGUGCACUUUUUAAGAAAUGGGACAUGUUGCUUGGGGACAUUGUGUGAUUCCAAUUUUCUACAUCCUGAUGUGUAUCGAGAUCAUGGGAGAACAUGUAAUGAAAAUCACAUCCCUUUUGAAAUGUAUUAGUGGAAUGUCAUGGAUACAGAAUAAUUGUCCUCAGAGGAACUCUUUUUUUGUGUCUCUUACAGGCAUCAUGUUGUGCAGGAUUUCUUAUGUCAAAUGUAAUCAGACAGUGCUUACAUUGCCAAAGCAUAAAACAAAUGGACAUAAUUGUAUCUGGAAGGGCACCUGGCUUAAACCCAAUGCGGAUUUUCUUAAUUAUAUUUUUAAAUUCUUAAAAAAACAUUUACAAUAACACAGAUAACACACAGAUACUUCUACAUAUUACACUAAUUCUAUAUCUCCUAUAUCUUGUAGUUCUAUUUUUAACUUGACUUUUAUUAUACAUGGCUAUUAUCUGCUUAUUUCUCCCAGGUGUUUCUGCUGUGGGUCGUAUGGCUUCAGCACCUGGGGACCAUUGCCCCUCUAUUAGUUUUAUUAGUUUUAUAGUUUUAUGAGUCAUUUUAAACAGACUAGCAAUUAUUGGAACCCUAAUUGAAGUCAUCUAUUUAUACUGCUUAGUCUGCAACUGAAGCAAUACGGACCCAGGGUAGCGAGAGCGUUCCCAAACAUGAGAAUAGACAAAACACUGACCAAAUCAGAAAGGAAAGAAAUUGCAGUACUUGUAUUCAUACACUUUACCCCUUUACAUAAAUAGCAUUCACAGUAAUUACACGAUUGAUUGAAAUAGAAGAAACACUGUCAUUAUGAAUAUGACAGCUGAUGCGGUGUGCUUUCAGGAAACCGCAGGCUUUAAAAGUUUCCAAAAAGCCAUAAUCUACAGCACACCAAGCAUGCGCUGUCGGCCGAGCAAAUUACAACCUUGUCUGGAAUUAUAGUGAUUUGGAAAUGCUCUCUGGUGGAUAAGAGGGGAAUAUGGGUUAAUUGUUGCGCUUGUGUCCUUUUUAUAGACCGCAAGUUAAUGGCACAUACAGGGGUAUUUAUAUUCAAACACACACAGAUGUCGAAAGAUACAUGGGCUAAUUGAAUAUAAGGUCAAUUUUGUACUGCAUGUUGUUUUGAUUGCCUUAGGGAUCGCAAUUAAGUCCAUUUGCUUCAUAAUGGGGACUUUGUAUUUCAAACCCACCGUCUUAAAAGUGAUCUAACCCUUCGUCAUGGUCUAUUUCCUGCUUCUUAUUGCUUUCAAUGGUUGUUUUAAAUAGUUGGCUACCUCCUAUUAGCUGUUAAUGUUUGGUCUUGGAAAUCUUGUGGCCAUGUUAUGUUGCUGUAUCUCUUUGACCUAUAAGACUUUGGCAUGGAUAUAUUCUUUUAACACAUGCUAUGGGUGGGUAUAGGGAGGAGGUUGUUGGCCAGCUGGUUUGUUUGGGUUAAAAAUGAUACGCUCGAGGCCUGCUCAGUGUUACUUGUGACCGUCUGGAAAAUGUCUUGUAUCUGACGAAGGACGGCUGCCCAAAUAUCAUCACUUAAAGUUGUCAAGGUCUUCUUAAUUAGAUAAGAUUAUGGGUUUGUUUUCACAGUAGUUUAAAAUUAGCCCCUUAGAUAAGUUGAUGUUUCCUCUUCUUUUCCCCUUAUAUAUAUUUUUGUAAUUGAUUUUACAAAAAAAAAAAAAAAACACUGUUGCAAGAUACUAAGCCUACUUUUUUGUACUUGCACUUGGGGGGCUUCAGGGUGGAUUCACACCUGAUAAUACAAGGUUCAGACUUAGAACUUAAAAAUUGUUAUUUCCUACCCUUACAUUUGAAACAUUACACUAACAUUCUAACAGUAAAUGUGUGCUCAGCUCACUUUAAAGGUCCUAUAUUACACAAACUUGAAAGUUGUGAGCUUUAAGCUAUGUUAUAAUGCUGACGUUUUUGAUACCUUAUCAAAAACAUGCCCAGAGUUAUGUUUUGUUACACUUGACACAUUUUUGAGUAAUCCUUUACUUUUACCAUAUUUUCCGCACUAUAGGGCACUCUGGAUCAUAAGGGGCACUGUCAUUGAAUGGUCUAUUUUCAAACUUUUUUCAAAUAUAAACCACACUGGACUAUAAGGUGCAUUAAACGAAACACAACAGUUAUAGGUAACUCAGUCAAACUUUAUUUAACGCGUUCACAUUAACUCUCAAAAAAUACUAUCUGAGAGCGCUAAAUUGUUAGUGUAUUCACAAUAACUCAUAAUUGUUCAAACAGUUGGGCGAUUACGGCAUCAAGUACGCCCGCAUCCCUCUCGUCAUCCAAGUCAGAGUUGUUACUGUUACGUGGCAGUUUAGUGAUGAUUCUGGUGUUGGUGAAAGCUCAGACCACAGUUGAUACUGAUACCUUAGCCCAGGCAUCUACGAACCAUGGGCAGAUCAUGGCGUAAGUCGCUUGGCACUGUCUCCCUGUCUUGGUGAAUGUGUGUUCGCCUUCUCUCAUCCACUGCGCUCUGGAUUAUAAAGCGCGCUGUCAUUUUUUGAUGAAAUUAAAGGCUUUUAAGUGCACCCUAUAGUGCAGAAAAUACGGUACUUUGACUACAUCUAAUGCUCUAUUCCACCUUGUGAUGUCAUGAAGUGGUAGUUUACAAGCAAUGACAGCUACCUUUUAUCUUUCAGUAGAAAUUGGCAAUUCCAGGGCUGAAAUUAUCCAAAUGAUUCUAGUGAUGGUGUAUGGAGUUUGAAACUAAAAUAAUCUCAGUUUGAGAGAAGCCAAAAUACACAUUAUAACAUAGAUCAGGGCUCUUUAACCCCCAAAAUAUGUGUAAUAUAAAGAAGUUACAGGAGAUGCUGAUUCACAGUAUUUUUUGCCUUGGUUGAACCUCUCCAUGCUUUUCCUUGUGCUCUCUCAGUGACUGCAUGUGGACUGAUGUGGAGCUUGCGCCUCUGGUUCUGGGCAUGGGCCAGAAUGAGCUCACGCCUGGGACCGUCCAGCUGCUCCAUCUUAGCUCUGCUGCUGUACUACGGUUGUUUGUGACAUUUGACCCGGCAGCCGCUCUUGGUGUGAGGGUCUACAGGAAGUGUGACUUGGGGCCUGGAUGACCAUUGGCAGCCUCCUCAGUAGUGCAGACUCAGGCCUUCACUGUUCCCCACGGAGAGGCCGAAGUUUGUUCUGGACAGGCGCCAAAGUAGAGGGGUGGUGGUGGGGGGCACGGCCGGGUCAGCUCUCUGGGGUGGUCCAGCAGUUACGUGUGGAGAUGUGUAUGUGGGAUGUGCUCUGAGCCAUAAUGUUAAGCCUAUGUUUUGUUUUUGCAAGAUUCUAUUAUUUCUGAUUUAGUGCUAAGCUUCUGGCCAAUCAGACCGCUCCUCCUCCUUUCCUUGUAUCCUGGGAAUAAAAUAACUGGCAAAUAGUUUAUAGAUCAGUUGCCUAUUUUCAAAAUAUAUGCCUAAUUCUGAUCAUUAGAAAGUUAUGAUAGGCAAUUUAUAUAAAACACAAUUGAGUGAAGUCCAAAUUCAAAAUUAACUCAUGAGAGUUUAAAUUUGGUAGAGGGUGCAUAGGGUAGGGUAGAGGGUAUUUAUUCUUCGAUGCCGUUCUUAGACUUGCUUAAAAGAGCCCCAUGCUUCAUUACCAUUGUGAGUGGCGAGGUGCCGUGUUAUCAGCAAUAUCAGUCUUGAGUUAAGGAUCUCUGGAGUUUCUAAGGUAACAGUCGCUCAGAGAGAUAGCCCUGAGGGAGUGUGAUAGCGCCGCUCUGCUGGUCGAGGCUGUGUUAUUCAGAUUAUUCUGUCACUCAAUCGUCUCUGGGGCCUCGCGCACUCAAUCUGGUCUCAAUCUGAGGCACAAGCGCAGGGCCAAACUUAGGUCAAAAUGUAAAGAGCUACACCCCCCCUCUCCUCCCCCUCCCUCCCCUUCGCUCUUCUCCCUUUCAGUCCCCUCCUCCCCUCCUUGGUCUUGGGCUGCCUUUGUGGCCACUUCCUCUAACCCAGUACCCACUUGUGGCUCUGCUCUACAUUUGGUUUUCAUUAUGCGUCUCUGAAAGAGUUUGCUGAUGAUUACAAGGAGAUGCUCUCUAUGUUUUGCCUUCAGAUUGAGUCUUAUACAUAGGCACAGGCCGAUCAAAGGGCAGGGAAAGCUAUUUUUGCAAACUAAAGCAAUACUAAAGAAUAAAUGCUUUAGUCUACUAGAAAAGGACUUUAGUUUACUUUAGUUUGUUGCUUGUAUUACAGGUGUUUUUGUUGUUGUUGUUGUUGCUAAAAAUACCUUGGUAAACACACAUUCACAUGUUGUGAGUAGGUUUGCCUCUACACAGAUAUAACCCGUAACUUGGCCUGGCCUCAUUUGCUUGACUUCCUGUAAAGCCAUUUUAUGAAAAUUGGUACCAUCUCCAGAAGGAUUAUAAUCAAAGUAGUAUCGAACAUCAGACACUAAUCAAUACUAAAACUAAUACUGAAACUAGAUACUCACUAGAGCAGGUAUCGAUACUCAUACUUAUCGUCAGUCAUGUUCACAGUUUGUGAAUAGCUUUAGAAUGAUCUUGAGCUGUUUCAGAAAAAGUAUAAGACCACAUAGAACCUACCUGGACAUCUGUAGUAAUUUAAAUAAGUACUAUGAUUUAAUGUUGAAAAUGACUAUCCAUUGUCUAAAUAAGGAGUGUGUUUUUUUUCUUUUUUUCUUAUCAUCAUGGUAUCAGAAUCAAUAUUGAGUAUCAAAUCUAUUCCGCUUCAUACAGGUCAUACAUAACUUUAAUUUCUAAAAAUGGCUUGCUUUUGUAUUAAAUUUGGGCUACUUAUGUCAACCAGAAAACAAAAGAACAAAUCUAUUUCAUUUCAAUAUUUUAAAAAAUGCCAAUUGGCCGACCUGAGGCAUAUAUUUCCUUAGUUUAUCCCAAAAUAGCCAAAAACGUCUGUGACAUAUAGUAUAGGCCUUAUUUGGGGUUUGUGGGUCAACUCUGGGCCCAGUUGGAUUUAAUUACAGCUUUUGGCAGCUUAACACAGAGGUCACAAACACUGAUUCCAGAUCAUUGCUGCAGUUUCAUAAAACUAUCCUCAAGAAGUGCACACGGUCAAACUAAGUUCAUCAUAGUUCGUUGAAACUGUAUUUGACAAUUUUAGCUCUUUUAUUGUAUUGGCCCAGAUCUGCACCAGAGCCAUAUGUGUGUUUAGUGUCUAUAUAUAUGCAGCCAAAGAUAACAAUAUUACUUCUACUAUAGUUUUCCUUGCAGGAUUGCACGUCAAAUUGUUAUAUUUGAAAUAGUUCUAGUCAGAUUGUCUGUCCUGGUCCAUGUAUCCUGGUGUGGAACUGGUACAAAAUAGGCAGCUGUAGCAUUAGUCAUGUAAUACAAUAUGAUAAAACACAAGUAAGUGGUUUCCGCAAUUAGUUUUAUAGUUUUAUAGCUGGGCAAUGCUUUUCUUGGAUUGAACAAAGUUUAAUUAGUAGGACCACUUGUGCUUUUGUGGUUUGGACAUGUGAUAACUAACCAAUGUAGUUGACGUCUUUUUCUCAAGGGCACAGGAUAUUUCUGAACUUGUGACAUUGCAGAGCUCAUCACACGCCUCAUAUCAGAUUCUGCUCUGAUAUGUCUUAAUGUGCCUUUGUCUAUAGUAACCAUGUGUUUGUAUGUUAUUAAUUUGAUGGGACAGCCUGACUUCUAAUUUCAGCUUUUGGCAUCCCAGCUGUAAAUUUCUCUUUGGCAUGUUUACGUUCACAACUGUGUACGUUUUUGACAGUUUUUAUUCAGAAAAGCUGUUUUAAGCAUAUUCAGUUCAAAUAUGAUGACGUGUUGAGCUAUCUGUGCGUGGUUAACUUGGCGUGCCGCUGUACCAGUAAAGGUGGGCAGUAUAUCUAAUUAUAACUAUUAAAAAUGUUGUUUGGAUAUGCUCAUUUUUAAUAUUGAAUAUACUAGUAUUAUUUUUAGUUAAAAAAAAUAAAAAAUCUGCAAUCCGUGCAAACAAAGCUAACUGAAAAGCUGCUGUCAUCUUUCAAACAAGAGUAAAGUGAUAUUUCUGCACUUUUGUGGGUUUUAUAUAUAUUUUUCCCCCACAUUUGUCUAAUACCCAUUUACAAUAUGUUGAAGCACAUUUCUGGAUUGCCAAAAUAUCUGAUUACUCCUGAUUUUCCCCCCAGUAUAUCUCAGCUAUUUAUUAUAUUUAACUUUUGAUGUCACUGUGGCUGUACAAUGUGCAAAGGUCUAGUUCCAUGUUUCUAUAGAGCGUAGCAGUGUCGCCUGCAGCCCUUGUUGUCUUUAGUUUUAGUAGUUCAUGGCUCAUUAGCGACCGGCCUCCUGUGAAUGGCGGGAGCAGUUACAACGUGGCAGACGUGUGCGGGUUAUUAACAUGAUAAAUAUCUCUGUGGCCGGAGCGGUGCCAGCCACUUGUGGAACAUGUGUUUUGCAUAAACUAACUCGGAGACUGUCGUUUGGAAGGGCUUCACUUAAAGAGGAACCCAGACCAGCCUGGUUAUUCUAAGGGCCCACUUAUUAUAUGGUCCAGAUGAUUUAUAAUCCUUAUGGUGAAGUUGGUUAAAACCUUUUAAGAUGGUGAAAUGUGUGAACGACAUUAUCAGGACAUUUUUGUUUUAAGGCGAUGGCUCACAAUACAUUACAAUGUCAUUUUUACAGUAAAUUUUAUUUAUUUUCUUAGACUGAUGCUUGGCCUUUACUUUGAAUAUAAAUCCAUUCUUAAUCAGUUUAUUCCUUAUUCCUUGGUUGACUGUGGAGACAAGCAGGUGAAAUACGUAUCACAUCUGUGGAGAGGUGACCCCGCCCAGUAAGAAUGCUUUAAAUUAUUUAUUUUUGCAAUAAAUACAUUUGAAAUUUAAUACAAAUACAGAUACAUUUAAUGACAUACUGUGGAAUAUUACAAGCAAACAUGUCUGUGGUGAUGGAACCCUCACCAGAAAAAUGACAUAGUACACCUUUAAGUAAGUGGAAGUAUAGUUUUUUUUUUCCUCAGGGUUUAAUAUUUUAGUUUAGUUUUUUCUUCAAUAGUCAGAUUGAUGGUGUAGCCGCAGAUCACUGACAUGAACCUAAUAAAUGUUUUCCAAUCAGAGGAAUUCAGACAUCCGCCCGCACCAGCUUCACUUCUCUAUUUUAGGAUCUCGAGCGAGGGGUGUGUGUGGGGGUGGGAUUACACUCUAAUAUAUUUAAUCAUUCCCAUCCGCCGUGUGGGAUGUAGGCUCUGAAAGCUCCUCAGCUCCUGCUCCAGGCUUGUUUCCACAAGACACGUUCUCUGUGCACUUUAAAUGUCUGAAAAGACUUAACUGUACACCGCCACACACACUGGAGGUUUUGUGAAAAUGUCUUUGAAACAGGGGGUAUGUGCGUCACUGGUGUUUGAGCGGAGAAAUGUGUUGAGGGCAGGCUAAACUGAGCUCAGAAGAGAAGAAAAGGGGAGAGGUUUGGGUUAGUACAGGAAGAUAAGAGAGUGGAUGUGGCUAGUGCAGUCUACUGGGGCUUCUAUAUUAUGUGAAACUGACUCUUGUGAGCUUUAAACCAAGUUAUAAUGUUACCUCAACAGAAACAUGCUUGGAGUUGUGUAUUGUUUCAUUCAUAUGUGUUUACGUUACCCUUUAUUAUUAGUCUGUUUACAUCUGCAAAGCUCAAAAUGCUCUGUACCACCUUGUGAUGUCAUGUGGUGGUAGUUUUCACCUCCUGUUGAACACCUCCGUUUACCUUUUGUUUAGUAGAAAUGGGCAGUUCCAGGGCUAUACUGAUCCAAAUCAUUCUGGUGAAAGUGUAUUUUUAAAGUGGAGUGGAUGCAGGAAGUGGAGCACUUCCUGUAUCAACACAUGUCAUCACAAAGUGGAGUAUUGUCUGUUUGAGAAAAAAACUCGCGUAAAUAUAAAAAAUAAAAGAAAUCAUAAAUAUGCAUGGCCUGUGGUUAAACAUACGUGAAAGAAACAAAACACAACUCUAGGUAUGUUUUUAAUGAGGAUACAACAUUAAAAGGGAAAAGGGGUAUAAAGCGUUAUGUUUUGAAAGAUAUAGAGGUCUGGAAUGAAUGAAUUAUGCAUUAAAUUUAGUUUUUUUUUUAUUUAUAGUUUGUCUCUUAUAUUUACAGUAAGUCAUAACUGAAAUUGUAUAUGUUAACUUGCUGUUCAUAUGCUGUUUUUUUCUUGGAAUUCUGUCAUUGUUUAAUAGGGUUAGGCAUUAUAAGUACUUUUUUACUUCAGCCUAAACCCUUUCGGUCAUGAUCUAUGGGAUUGGAGUCUGUGUUUUGUUUUGUAGUGCUGCAAAAUGACUGAAUAAACUACUACUACUACGGAUCAAAAUAGCAACACCUUUCUUCAUUCAUAGUCCUUCAUAAAACUAACCUUGUAUUUUUCUGGAUUAUUCCCUGUAAAUAAAGUCUUCCUGAAGUGAUUACUGCUCAUCAA
Boleophthalmus pectinirostris (great blue-spotted mudskipper) is the source of this 14234-nucleotide messenger RNA. It is a transcript of the gene tbcd, whose product is annotated as tubulin folding cofactor D. Gene Ontology annotation, molecular function: GTPase activator activity; beta-tubulin binding. The coding region runs from base 279 to 3866 and encodes 1195 amino acids. Gene Ontology annotation, biological process: adherens junction assembly; tubulin complex assembly; bicellular tight junction assembly. NCBI's taxonomy places the organism in Eukaryota, Metazoa, Chordata, Actinopteri, Gobiiformes, Gobiidae. Gene Ontology annotation, cellular component: lateral plasma membrane. The record is from RefSeq and is a predicted model, not a curated record. The transcript is spliced from 39 exons.